UAUAAUUGGCUUUGUUUCAUAAUAGAUUUACCUUUGUACUGGGUAAGAAAAUCCUGAAAAGCUUUUCCCCUAAGAGGAUCAACUGGUUGGAAUAGUCUGAGCUGGAAGAAGCCAAGCUUUAUAAUUAAUUGGUGAGCAGAGAUACUGGAUUCCCAGUGCUCACCAGUGUGGUGCAAAGCUGGCUGCACACUCGGCCCUGAAGACUCGGCGAAAACAUAAAUUUCCAGGGCCCCAGUGAUGCUGUGUCAGUCUGCACAAAACAUUUCCCUGGUAUUCUAAUGCAUAGCCAGGUUCGGUACCCAGUGAAUUGUCUACUCAGUUUGGAGCCUUCAGCCUUUUCACCCUGCACAUUUGAUAAAUCUAUAUGUUUAUACGAAGCUUUUGUUGAAAGUGAAUGCCCAAUGGUUAUUGCUGACUUUCUUCAAUUCAUAAUUUGUUUCAGGUUCUGUUAUUGCAUAGAUUUGCAUGCCUGUUUUAUGGUAUUCUAAUACUGUUGAUUUAAAAAAAUUCCAUUUCCUCUGAGUGCUAUUUUGAAUAUUUUAUAUAAGCAAUUGCAUGGGUUUUGGGUUUUUUUCUCUACUUGCAGAAAGCAGGGAAAUAUUUCAGGGUUUUUUCUAAUCCAGUUGCAAGUAGGGCAAAGGAUAUAACAGAAAUACUUAAAGCUCUUCUUGAGCAAGAUGAUAUGAAAUAUUGAAACUUUUAAGUUACAACAUAAUGAACACUAUCACACUUUUUAAAUAUGAGAUGGUUUAAAUGUUUAAGACUUGCCAUGGGGUGCAUCUGACAUAUUUUAAAAUUAAGGGUGGUAGGUCUCCUGAGGUAUAUACAGGAUUUUAAAGUUUAAAAGUGAUCUGUUAUUUAUUAAAAUGUGUGAAAAAGCAGCAGAAAAUCUCCUCUGCACCAUCAGUUAUGCGUGCUCUUGAAGUGAAGCCCCAGUUGCAGGAUAAAGGGGGAGGGGUGGGGGUUGGGAAUGUUUUCCUGGCUUCAUUCACUGAAGAUGUGCAAGAUCUCUUCUUACAGGUUUGAAUCCUCAAACAAACUCCUGCGAGGAGUCCAUGACCGCCUGGAAGCUGACAUUUCCUGUCAUCGAGUAGACAGUCUGGUGAUCCAGGACAUGCCCCAGCUCUAGUGAUGCAGGUUCCCUUUCUGCUCCUGGAAUCGCAUCUGUGCCUCAGACUCUCCUCCCAGCCUGAGACUGCACAGUAACUAGGAUGUGGGACAGCAGGAAGCAGAGCUAGUGGGUCCUAAGAGGCCCAUGUCUGGGGAGAGCAGGCCCAGGACCGCAGCGCUGCCUGUCCCCUGGCCUGGCGUUCGUCUGUGGUGGCUCUGCUGAUGUGCUCAGCACCAUCCUUCCAUUUGUGCUUAAAUGGCACAGCAUUUGGUCAGCGCAUCUGAAAAGGAAGGUGUGAGAAGCAAAGCCCAUGGCCACCUACCCCUGCCAAUUAUGCGGCAAAACGUUCCUCACCCUGGAGAAGUUCACUAUCCACAAUUAUUCCCACUCCAGGGAGCGACCUUACAAGUGCUUGCAGCCAGACUGUGGCAAAGCCUUCAUUUCCAGAUAUAAAUUAAUGAGGCACAUGGCUACCCACUCACCCCAGAAGUCUCACCAGUGUGCUCACUGUGAGAAGACAUUCAACCGGAAAGACCACCUGAAAAACCACCUCCAAACUCAUGACCCCAACAAAAUGGCCUUUGGGUGUGAGGAGUGUGGGAAGAAGUACAACACCAUGCUGGGCUACAAGAGGCACCUGGCCCUCCACGCGGCCAGCAGCGGCGACCUCACCUGUGGGGUCUGUGCCCUGGAGCUAGGGAGCACAGAGGUGCUGCUGGACCACCUCAAAGCCCACGCUGAAGAAAAGCCCCCUAGUGGAACCAAGGAAAAGAAGCACCAGUGCGACCACUGUGAAAGAUGCUUCUACACCCGGAAAGACGUGCGGCGCCACCUGGUGGUCCACACAGGCUGCAAGGACUUCCUGUGUCAGUUUUGUGCCCAGAGAUUUGGGCGCAAAGACCACCUCACGCGACAUACCAAGAAGACACACUCACAGGAGCUGAUGAAAGAGAGCUUGCAGGCUGGAGACCUCCUGAACACCUUCCACUCCAUCUCUCCCCAGUUUCAACUGAAGGCUGCCACACUGUCUCCUUUCCCUCUGGGAGCUCCUGCACAGAAUGGGCUUGCGAGUAGCUUGCCAGCUGAGGUACACGGCCACACCCACAAUCCCUCAGAGCAAACCUGCCAGCCUGUACAGCCGCUGCCAGAGCCCCUGAUCCCCCUCCCCCCGGUAGCACCCCCCAGCUCUCCCCCUCCGCCCCUCCAGAAUCACAAGUACAACACCAGCUCUACCUCAUACUCCCCACUUGCAAGCCUGCCCCUCAAAGCAGAUACUAAAGGAUUUUGCAAUAUUAAUUUGCUUGAGGACUUGCCUCUGCAAGAGCCUCAGUCACCUCACAAGCUCACCCCAGGUUUUGAUCUGGCCAAGGGAAGUGCUGGUAAAGUAAACUUGCCCAAGGAGCUACCUGCAGAUGCUGUGAACCUAACAAUACCUGCCUCUUUGGACAUUUCCCCUCUGUUGGGUUUCUGGCAGCUGCCCCCUCCUGCUACCCAAAAUGCCUUUGGGAAUAGCACCCUCACCCUGGGGCCAGGGGACUCUCUGCCCCACAGGCUAAGCUGUCUGGGGCAGCAGCAGCAAGACCCCACACUAGCCAUGAGCACUAUGAGCCUGGGCCAGCUCCCCCUCCCCCCCAUCCCCCAUGUUUUCCCGGCUGGCACUGGCUCUGCCAUCCUGCCUCAUUUCCAUCAUGCAUUCAGAUGACUGGUUUUUACAGUGUACGUUUCUUAUUCUGGAAGAUGUUUUAAGAAGCAUUUUAACCGUCAGUUAUAACACAAGGAAAGAUUUGGAAAGCAGAACUUGGAAUAUGGCUUAUUCAGUGAUGACUGGCUUGAGAUAAGAAAGUUCUCGAACUGCAUGUAUCGUGCCAACCUGUCCUGAGUGUUCAUGCUUUGUACCAAAUUUAAUAAGCAAGUAUUCUUUAAUGGAACUGCAACUAUUGUCAUAACCGACAUCCAAACGAGGGCUGCUAUAUAUAGGUGUUUGUCAAAUUGAGUUUAAUCGUAAGCCAUGAUCAUAAUAAUGUUAACUAAAUAACUUUAUGUGGCACUGCCUAGUAAGGGAACUUUGGAAAGGUUUGGAUUUCUCCAAAAUGGGAGAAUUUUUUCAAUAAGAAAAUAACCUUUAUAUUGCAUAUUAUAACUAGGCUGUGUAUUUCUUUUCAGGGAUUUUUCUACCUUCAGGGUUGGAUGUAGUUUAGUUACUAUUGCCAUAGCCAACCUAUAGUUUUACAGAAACAAUUUCUUGUGGAAUAAUAGACGUCUCCAUUUUAAACAAGCAUUUUAAAUGUAGUUUGAAUAUGUUCCACAAGAUGCUACAAUGUGAGUUAUCACUUCAUGUAUCUUAAAGACUAAACUGGUUGUCAGUUACAUCUGACAGAAAAAAAAAAUCACUGUGUAACCAGGUUAAGUGGUAAAAUAAUCCAGGCGUCAGUCAAAAAAAAGCAUUUUGCUGACUUUAAUAUUGAUUAUAUUUUUAACAGGAAUUUAAGAAAAUAUUACUGGAAUUUUAAAUAUAUAUAUAUAUAUAUAUUAAACAAGAAUUUUCUUUGCUCUGUCUGGCUUAAAAUACUACUCUGCUUAAGUAUUUUUAAUCACCAAUAAAUAAAUGCAUUUUAAAUUCAUCAUUUAAGUCAAUAUUAGUUUUACUCAAAAAGUAUAACAUUUUGCAAUGUAACUAUAAUCUACUCUUGAAUUUGGUAUCUAAUGAGUUUUAAAAAUAUGAAACCUAACCUUUUUUUAAAGCUCCUUUGUCUUUUGUGUUUAGAGGCUUUCUAUAUGAAAAUAUAUCUUACAUAUAAUAAACUCCACAAAUCCUG
Messenger RNA from Hipposideros armiger (great roundleaf bat), 3927 nucleotides. It is a transcript of the gene PLAGL1, whose product is annotated as PLAG1 like zinc finger 1. Gene Ontology annotation, molecular function: DNA-binding transcription repressor activity, RNA polymerase II-specific; DNA-binding transcription activator activity, RNA polymerase II-specific; RNA polymerase II cis-regulatory region sequence-specific DNA binding. The transcript is spliced from 3 exons. The record is from RefSeq and is a predicted model, not a curated record. Gene Ontology annotation, cellular component: nucleus; nucleoplasm. Lineage: Eukaryota; Metazoa; Chordata; Mammalia; Chiroptera; Hipposideridae. Bases 1422 to 2813 code for a protein of 463 amino acids. Gene Ontology annotation, biological process: negative regulation of transcription by RNA polymerase II; regulation of immune system process; regulation of cytokine production.